This is a messenger RNA of Morchella sextelata, 588 nucleotides long. RefSeq lists its product as uncharacterized. NCBI's taxonomy places the organism in Eukaryota, Fungi, Ascomycota, Pezizomycetes, Pezizales, Morchellaceae. Bases 1 to 588 code for a protein of 195 amino acids. The record is from RefSeq and is a predicted model, not a curated record. The transcript has 3 exons.
AUGUCUUUCACCACCAGCAUGUUCAGCCAACCCGAACCCAAAACAUAUAUCGGUGUUGAAGAAAUGAUUGAGCUUCUCAAGAAACACUUGGGACCUCGGCUCAGGAAGUAUAAGGAGACCUCGGAAGAAGAAUUCAAGCAAAAUGUUGACUUCUAUGGGAGGGAUUGUGAGGACACACUCUCAGAUCAAACCUAUAAAGAAGAUACUCUCGCUGCUCUUAUAAACACUGAAAAAAUUCUCUCUUGUCUUCAGCCAUACGCUGUCUUCCUGAACCAAAAAAGUCCGGACUUCCAUCAUAACCACAUAUCUGACGCCGACGAAAUGGAUGUCCCACAUAACUUGGAACGUAGGUCAGUUUUAGCAAACACUGAAACCAUAUUGAAACUUCUUCAGUCUUUCUCCGCCGAUGCCAAUGGUUUGCUAUCAACAUUCAAAGCAACAAAUGACGCCCUCAAGGGGAAUACAGUCGUCAUCGGCGAUAUCCUCGAAUAUAUUAGUGAUUUGAAGUCUGAUCUCAAGGGGGUGAGUAGCGAGUAUUCCGCAGGGUACGAAGGGGAUAAUAGGAGACGGUAUGGGAACUCGCAAUAG